Messenger RNA from Erpetoichthys calabaricus (reedfish), 2765 nucleotides. RefSeq names its product methylenetetrahydrofolate reductase (NAD(P)H) (gene mthfr). Gene Ontology annotation, biological process: tetrahydrofolate interconversion. Lineage: Eukaryota; Metazoa; Chordata; Cladistia; Polypteriformes; Polypteridae. Gene Ontology annotation, cellular component: cytosol. Bases 251 to 2221 code for a protein of 656 amino acids. The transcript has 12 exons. The record is from RefSeq and is a predicted model, not a curated record. Gene Ontology annotation, molecular function: methylenetetrahydrofolate reductase [NAD(P)H] activity; FAD binding.
AAAGCAGGCAGGGCCUUUUAGGGCUUAAUCCACAAUCGCAUGUGAAUGUCUAUGGAGAAGCGUGCGUGUGGCUUUGGAUACAAGAGUCUUUGAGCAGAGUGCCAGCAGCCGUGGGCACAGCUAAUAAAGUUACGGCUUUUUCGACAUAAGAGGUGUAGUAGUGUGUCAGAUUCUUUGGAAGGAACGAACGGUUGUGUUCACGGACAGAGACGAAAGGAAACUCAUCCCGGGUUAGUCCUGGCUUUCCACCAUGGUAAACCAUGUUCAGCUGCCAGAUGGUGCUGGUCACCUGUCCAAGUGUGACUCCAGUGGUACAAGCGGCUCUAGUGGGGGAGAGAGCUCUAAGGAGAGUUCACGCUGUUCCACUCCAGUCCUCGAUGCUGAUCGGACCGACCGUCUACGAGAUAAAAUGCGCCGCCGGAUUGACUGUGGUGACAAGUGGUUUUCGCUGGAGUUCUUCCCUCCACGAACUGCAAAUGGAGCAGUUAACCUAAUAUCCAGAUUUGACCGCAUGGGGGCAGGGGGUCCACUGUUUAUUGAUGUGACUUGGCAUCCUGCUGGAGAUCCUGGAUCGGACAAAGAGACUUCUUCAAUGAUGAUCGCUAGCACAGCACUCAACUACUGUGGCCUAGAAACAAUACUUCAUAUCACUUGUUGCAAUCAGAGUAAAGAAAGAAUCACUGAACACUUAAAAAAGGCUAAACGUCUGGGUCUGAAAAACUUAAUGGCAUUACGAGGUGACCCUAUCGGUGAAGAGUGGGAAGAAGAAGAAGGAGGUUUCAGCUAUGCCACAGACCUUGUAAAGCACAUUCGCUGCGAAUUUGAAGAUUAUUUUGAUAUUUGUGUUGCUGGUUAUCCAACUGGACAUCCAGAAGCGGAAAACUAUGAGCAAGACCUGAAACAUCUCAAAGAGAAGGUUGAUGCAGGUGCAGACUUCAUCAUAACUCAGUUGUUCUUUAGGCCUGAGACCUUUUUGAAGUUCCUGAAAGAUUGUCGUGCAAUUGGGAUUUCUUGCCCUAUUCUACCAGGAAUAUUUCCCAUUCAGGGAUACCAGUCUCUACGACAGCUGGUGAAACUUUCCAAGCUUGAAGUACCAGAAGAGAUCAAGGGAGUAAUUGAGCCAAUCAAAGACAAUGAUGCAGCAAUCCGUAACUAUGGCAUUGAUCAGGCUGUGGAUAUGUGUAAAGUUUUGCUGGGCAGUGGUGAGGUGCCUGGACUUCACUUCUACACCUUAAACAGAGAGGUGGCCACCAUAGAGGUGCUGAGGAAGCUAGGAAUGUGGCGUGAAGACCCAAGGAGACCUCUGCCUUGGGCAGUAAGUGCUCAUCCUAAACGCAAAGUGGAAGAUGUAAGACCUAUCUUCUGGGCAUCUAGACCAAAGAGUUACAUCUAUAGGACACAAGAAUGGGAUGAAUUUCCCAAUGGAAGAUGGGGUAACUCUUCCUCUCCUGCCUUUGGGGAGUUGAAUGAUUACUAUCUGUUCUACCUGAAGAGCAAGUGUCCUCGGGAGGCACUGCUGCAAAUGUGGGGUGAGGAGUUGAAGAAUGAGCAAAGCGUUUUUGAGGUUUUUACCAACUAUAUCUCUGCAAAACCCAAUGCUUCUGGGAAUAAGGUGACUUGCUUGCCAUGGAAUGAUGAUCCUCUAGCUCAGGAGACAAACCUCCUCAAAGACCAGCUAGAGAAGGUCAACUGCCGCGGAGUACUGACCAUCAAUUCCCAGCCAAAUAUCAAUGGAAAGCCCUCUACUGACCCUGUUGUGGGAUGGGGACCAGCUGGUGGCUAUGUCUUCCAAAAGGCUUACUUGGAAUUUUUUACCUCUAAUGAGAAUGUCACUGCACUUCUAAAAGUGCUUAAAAAAUAUGAGCCUCGGGUUAAUUACCACAUUGUUGAUGUGAAGGGUAAGAACAUAACAAAUGCUCCUGACAUGCAGCCCAAUGCAGUUACCUGGGGCAUCUUUCCAGGCAGAGAGAUUGUUCAACCAACUGUUGUGGAUCCUGUUAGCUUCAUGUACUGGAAGGAUGAAGCAUUUGCCCUUUGGAUUGAGCAGUGGGCCAAGUUGUAUGAGGAGGAGUCUCCCUCCAGGAUGAUUAUUCAGUAUAUGCAUGACAACUACUAUUUGGUCAAUUUGGUGGACAAUGACUUUCCCCUGGAGAACUGCCUGUGGCAAGUCAUCGAGGACAUGUUUGACCUUGUGAACUCCACUGUUGAGCAUGCCAUUUAGUGGUGAGGAUGCCCCAGAACAGCAUCAGGUCACCUUUCUUGGGUUAAAGUUGACAUGUUUGAAUAUAAGUUAUCAAGAGACAACACUGGAGCAGGACUGACACUCCAUUCACAGAAUAACAGCAUAAAGAUGUUGAUGACAGACUACUUUAAAAAUUAAUAAGUUUCUAAUUUUUACUAUUUUUACUUGUUUUAUUGUGAAGCUACUAUCCAUGCAACACUUGGAGUCCAAAAAACCCUUUUUGAAAAUUUCAGCCACAACACCUUCAGACAAUUAGACAUCAUUUGUGUUUUUAAACCACUCUUCCUGUUGAAUGCACAGAUUCCGCAGAGGGCCAAGAAUGAGAGCGCUGUAAUGUGCGGUGGAGAUGUCAGAGAGCCACUUAAGUCUUCGGUAUUUGGGGUCCAGCUCCGCUCUUUUUAACCUGCUGCUGAAAUUGGUAAGGGUCAGUAUGUACCUCAGAGUGGAGUGUGGCUCCUAUGAGCUUUUACCCAAAUGAAACUGAUAUUUGACCCCCAUUAAACAAAACGGUGGCAGCAAGUAA